Molecule: messenger RNA, 4232 nt
Organism: Xyrauchen texanus (razorback sucker)
Lineage: Eukaryota; Metazoa; Chordata; Actinopteri; Cypriniformes; Catostomidae
Product: axin-1
Exons: 10
Coding region: 233-2743 (836 amino acids)
Biological process (GO): negative regulation of canonical Wnt signaling pathway
Source: RefSeq, a predicted model, not a curated record
AGGAGUGUGAGAGUCAGCCAUGGAGAGGUGGAGAACCGACUGUUUUCUUUGUUAUUUUUAAACUCCGAGAUCCGCAUCGAUGACACGAUUCACAUCUAGCCGCGUUCAACGCUAUUCCCGAUGCGCUCGAAAACGGAAAGUAGGUUCUCACAGGAGGCAUUCUUUCGCUGUGGCAUUAAUAGAAGUCUGGAUAUAAACUUUCUGCCUUGUGGGCUGUACUGGGACUGGGUGCAUGGACACUGUGAGUAUGAGUGUAAAAGAGAAGGGAUGCUAUCUGACAGACCUGGGUGGCAACUUCACUGAGGAUGCCCCCAGACCCCCGGUCCCUGGAGAGGAGGGCGAUCUGGUGUCCAGUGAUGGACGGCAGUACGGCCACAGUUUUUACUCCUCAAAGUGCGAGAGCCUCAAGAACGAGGCCUCCAUAGCGACGCCCAGAAGACCUGACCUGGAUCUGGGCUAUGAGCCCGAGGGUAGUGCUUCCCCAACGCCACCCUACCUGAAGUGGGCGGAGUCCUUACAUUCUCUUCUGGAUGACCAAGAUGGCAUCCACUUGUUCAGAACUUUCCUCAAACAGGAGGACUGCGCUGAUAUGCUGGACUUCUGGUUUGCCUGCAGCGGCUUCCGGAAGCAGGAGACUAACGAAGGCAAUGAGAAGAUGCUGAAACUAGCAAAAGCCAUUUACAAAAAGUAUAUCUUGGAUAACAAUGGAAUUGUCUCGAGACAGAUCAAACCAGCCACAAAAAGCUUCAUCAAGGACUGUGUGAUGAAGCUUCAUAUUGACCCUGCCAUGUUUGACCAAGCUCAAACUGAGAUUCAGACUAUGAUGGAGGAGAACACCUACCCUUUGUUUUUGAAAUCCGACAUCUAUUUGGAAUACACCAGGACAGGUGGGGAGAGUCCCAAGCUGUUCAAUGACCAGAGCUCAAUGUCAGGGAAUGGCAAGGUCUUGCCAGGGUACUUACCGACUCUGAAUGAAGACGAGGAGUGGCGGUGUGACCAGGAACAGGAGCAGCAUAUUGAAAGUGACCCCACCCCAAGCAACAGGCUGACUCAGAAGCUGCUCUUGGAAACUGUGCCUCAGCGGGUGUCCAGCAGUAAAAGAUAUCAGGACAACCUGGAGUACAGACCUACACCAUGGAGGGAGCCCAUCAAUCCAUACUACGUGAACACCGGCUAUGCGAUGGCUCCCGCCACCAGCGCCAACGAUAGCGAGCAACAGAGCAUGUCCAGUGAUGCUGACACUCUCUCCCUAACCGACAGCAGUGUAGAUGGUGUACCACCUUAUAGAUAUCGAAAACCACAUCGACGUGAGAUCAACGAAAGUGCCAAAGUUAAUGGCCGAGUGCCACUACCUCAUAUUCCUCGCACAAACCGGAUACCAAAGGAUAUUCACGUUGAGCCUGAGAAGUUUGCAGCGGAGCUGAUCAGCAGGCUUGAGGGGGUGCUGAGGGAACGCGAGGCACAAGAAAAACUGGAGGAGAGGCUCAAGAGGGUUAGAUUGGAAGAGGAAGGCGAUGAUGCAGACAUCUCCACUGCCCCCUCUCUGGCUAGCCACCGGAUGCCUCCUGCUGUCCAGGUGCAGCAUUAUGGUGGUCGAUACUCGGAAAUGAGCUACAAUGGGCUGCAGCUGCGGGACGCGCACGAGGAGAACCCCGAGAGCAUCCUGGAUGAGCAUGUACAGCGUGUCAUGAAAACCCCCGGCUGCCAAUCUCCGGGCACAGGUCGCCACUCUCCGAAGUCACGCUCACCAGAUGGGCUACCCGCGGGCAAGAUGUCAGGGCUGAUGAUGCCACUGUCUGGUGCACAAGGUAAGCACCAAGUUCGUUUAGGUCCAAAGGGUGAGGCAGCACACCUGCACAAUCACAAACACCUUCACCAUACACACUAUGCCGCUGGGGGAAAGCCCAAAGAGCAAAUGGAGGCGGAAGCCAUGAGGAUGCAUGCCGGCUUUGCAUGGAACAUGGAGCAACACCACUAUGGAUCCAAGUUACGCAACUACGCAGACGGAAUGAGCAUUGGUCCCAGUGCCAUGGACCCCAUGGGUUAUGGCAGUAAAGGUAGCACGCUGUCAAAGCGACCUGUCAGAAAAGAUGAUGCACGAAACCAUGAGCUACGAGAGCCCUUGCCUGUUGAUGACAUGGAGAGGAACCAGAAGAUUUUGCAGUGGAUGAUGGAGGGAGAGAAGGAGACUGGACGCUCCAAGAGGAGUCCUUAUGGGAGUAUCUCAGGAUCCAAGAAAGCCCAGGGUCAUGAGGUGUCGAGGCCCAGCUCGGUGGAAAGGCCAGGGGCAGUGCACCCUUGGGUUACCGCCCAGCUCCGCAACAAUGUACAGCCCUCCCAUCCCUUCAUCCAGGAUCCAACCAUGCCUCCCAACCCUGCCCCCAACCCCCUCACACAACUGGAGGAGGCGCGAAGGCGGCUUGAAGAGGAAAGGAAGAAGUCUGGAACUUUGCCAGCCAAGCAGAGGCACAAAAAUAUGAAGAAGCAGCCCUGUGAGAACAUCACUGUGGCCUAUUACUUCUGCGGAGAGCCCAUCCCGUACAGGACGUCCGUCAAAGGGAGGAUUGUCACGCUGGGACAGUUCAAGGAGCUGCUAACCAAGAAAGGGAGCUACAGGUAUUAUUUCAAGAAAGUGAGCGAUGAGUUUGACUGCGGUGUGGUGUUCGAGGAGGUACGUGAGGAUGAUGCAGUCCUGCCCAUCUUCGAGGAGAAGAUCAUCGGAAAAGUUGAGAAGAUUGACUGAGACUGUCGGGAGGGAUAAAGGAAGGAGAGAAGGGAGGGGGGAAAGGAGGUGCACUGGGAGACGUGUGCUGCAGAGGAGCUGCAGGAUGUGGAGUAUAGGAAGGAGCGAUGUGCAGGUGCUGACAUUGGUACAGUGUAUGUGGCUGUGCAGGAGAGAGAGAUGCAGAAAAGAGAGGGCUGGGCAAGGUCGCUGCGGCAAGUACACUAUUUACUCUGAGGCUUCUACCUCUGCACAACGGCUUUUAAAGUCAAACAGCUGCUCAGUGCUGAAGAUCACUGAGUCCACUGAGAGCUCUUGGACUCACCGAAAUAAAGCGUGAGGUGGCAUUCUCUCACUUUUGGUAUAUUUCUAACUCGGAAAUUGUAAUGUAGCAAUGUAAAGUUAGACUAGAAAAAAGUACUAUGAAUAUGUUUACUAAAGCUGCAUAUUUUUAUAUGACGUAUCAGAAGGAACAUAUCCUUUCUAAUUUAACAACUCUUGUAAUUUUAUAUGUACUGGUACCAGAUGUGUACAGACUGUCUGUUUAAAAGCAAAAAGAGAAAGUUUUAUAUAUAUUUAAAUAUUUAAAAAAAGGCAAAAAAAGAGAAAUCGGUUCACCCAUAGCACAGCUGCAACAUUGACCUGACUUAAAAAGGUGUUCAUUUUCACAAGGCUCUGGUUGUGAGAAGCAGAAACCAUAGUGACUCUUUAUAGAGUGCUUUUAACUCAUAAAAACAUUUUAUUGAUCCGUCCACCUUGUAGAGGGGAGUCAGCCAGAGCUGCACUUUUCACAGCAUUAUGCAUUGAUGUCAAAGGAGAUGUCGAAUAGCUUUGAGCUGAGGUCCUAUACAAUGAUGUCUUUACAUUGUGUGUGGACGGAUGAUUGCUCUGUGGCUCUGAGAUCGAUACAAUCCAUUGUCUUGGGUCUCCUCGUUUAGCUGUAGUGCUGUCGCCGAUGUCAUGACAUGCAUAAUAAUCCCUCCCCUCUUCACACACUGCAUGAUAAAAGGGCCCGUGCAGGUGAACAGACGAAGGACAAGCACACAAACAUCUUCAGACAUUUGAGUUGCAGAACAAUGGCUUUGUAGUUUAUAUCCAAAAUCUACUAAGCCCCUUGAGAACAGGGAGGGAAUUUAUUUUCCAAAAAUAGUUUUGCAUUCCCUCACAAAAAGUAUGCCUUCCCUUGCAAUAAUUUGUGUUCCUCUGUGAUAUGUUUUGCAUACCCUCGCAAUUAUUUUUUAUUCCUUUGCAAUACCUUUUAUCCCUCCCUUAUAUUUUUUAAUUAACCAUGGUUUUACUAGAAUGACCAUAUGGUUUUAUCGUAAAACCAUAGUAGCCACAAAUAUGACUACAGAUACCAUAUUUUAAAAGGGGUAGUUCACCCAAAAAUGUAAACUCUCUCAUCAUUUAUUCACCCUCAUGCAAUCCCAGAUGUGUAUGACUUUUCUUUUUCUGCAGAACAGAUAAGAUUUAUUUUUACAAUAAUAUUUCAGCUCUGGUGGUCCGUACA